UCGUGGCCGCAUCGUGUCCCAGCUGAUAUUGUGCCGAGAGUGAUACAUAUAACUCGAGACUCUUCUGGCUAACCGGAGGAUUGUCAUGGGGCAUCCACCACGACUCAUGGGGACGGCCCUCGCCUGCCUUUUCCUAUUUUUCGCGGUUACCGAAUCGGCCCCUCGGCCAUCAUGCGUGACCGGUUGCCGUGGAAUGCACCCAAGCAAGGCGUAUCAGGAAGGGCGCACGUACGUGUAUAAUUUGGAAGGAUUGUCGGUGACAUCCAUCACAGAUGCGCAAGGAGAUGCGUCCCUUAAACUGUCGGCCACCGUAGAAUUGUCCGUGAAACCGGAUUGCAUUAAUCAACUACGGUUGAAGAACGUCAAGAUCAACGGAGCGCCACCGGUGAUCCCAGAAAUCGAACAGUACGCAGUCCAAUUCAAUUACCACGAUGGCCACAUCGACACUCAGCUCUGCACCGAGCCAGGUGAUUCCCAAGCAUCCCUCAACAUCAAAAGAGCAGUUGUCUCCAUGUUCCAAUCGGCCAUUAUGCAGGAUAGCGGUUCAACGAUACACCACGAGACCGACGUGAUGGGAACGUGUCCAACGGAGUUCAAUUUCCGCAAGGAGGGUGAUUCUCUGAUCGUGAAUAAGAACAGAAACCUCGCCGCGUGCGCGUUCCGCGAGAACUUGAACCAGGGCCUCAUAUCUGGAAACACGGACGCGGAGGCAGGCGUGAAAUCGACUCCUCUUCUCGGCUCGCAUCAGUCGAUCGAGCAACGUUUCAAGCGCGGCAUCCUGAACAAAGCGGUCUCCAAGGAGCAGUACUUGCUCAGGCCGUUCAGCAAUGGACACGCCGGCGCGAGUACGAACGUGGAAACGACAUUGACGUUGAAGAGCGAGAAGGCGGACAACCCGACCGUAACCGUGUCUCAACCCAAGUCCAUAAUCUUCGAAUCUCCGGAGCCGGUGUUGAAGUCAUCCGCGGAGGCGGUUGGCAACGCGUUGAAAGCUGCCAAGGCCGAGGUGGCAGGGGGCGUGAGGCCUGAGGCAGCCGGUAAAUUCGCCGAUCUGGUGAAGGUUCUCAGGGUGAGCGGGAAGAACGACAUCAUGUCCGUGUACCAAAAGGUUCGUUCCGGGGACAAAGAGGAUCAGAAAUUGUUCCUCGACGCUCUGUUCCGCGCUAGGACAGGAGAGGCGGCCGAGGUCGGGGUGGAAUUGAUCAAGAACAAGGAGCUGACCGACGUCCAGACGCUGCUCUUCUACGCUGGAAGCCUCGCUCUUAUACGCCACGUGCACCUUCCGUCCGUGACGGUGGUCGCAUCCCUGUUGGACCAGCCCGAUCUACAUCGGCUAGGUUAUCUCGGUGUCGGCCAGGUGAUCGGCAGAUACUGCCAACAAAAUUCGUGCGAGAACGUGGCCGAGAUAAAGCAGGCUGUGCACAAGAUACGCGAGAAAGUGGGGAACGGGAAGGCGAAGAGCAGGGAGCAGGAGAACUUGAUCGUUUCCGCCCUCAAAGCUCUGGGCAACAGCCAGUUCCUCGACGACGCGACUCUGCAAAAAUUGGCCAACAUCGCCGCCGACAAGAACGUGAGAAAUCGCGUUCGAGUAGCUGCAAUCCAGGCCCUGCCCACCAGAUGCUCGAUGAAGUGGAAGAACAUAAUGUUCAAAGUGUUGGCCGAUCGGGAGGAGGACAGCGAAAUCAGGAUCAACACGUAUCUCUCGUUGGUCGCGUGCCCAUGCCCGCACGCGGCCAAUCAAUUGAAAGAGGUGUUGGACAAGGAGACGGUGAAUCAAGUAGGAUCGUUCAUCCAGACCCAUCUGAGGAAUCUCAGAGCGUCCACAGAUCCGAGCAAGUUGAACGCCAAGAAUCAAUUUGGAUUGAUCAAACCUCGCGUCAAAUUCCCGGAAGAUUUCCGCAAAUACUCCUUCAACAACGAACUGUCGUACAAGAUCGACUCGUUGGGAUUGGGCUCAACCCUGGACAGCAACGUCGUAUACAGUCAGAACAGCUUCGUCCCGCGUUCCGCUAAUCUGAACAUGACCGUCGAGUUGUUCGGGAAAAAUUUCAAUUUCCUCGAAUUGAACACGCGCGUGGAGAACUUGGACAGAUUGUUGGAGCACUACUUGGGCCCUAAGGGCAAGAUUUGGGAGAAGGAUCUGGGAGAGGAUUUGAAGAGCGGGGCGAAGGAGGUGAACAAGCUUCGUAAAUACGCGAGGGAAAGAUUCGAGAAAGUGGUGCGCGGUAAACGGGAGGUGAAGCAGGGAGAUUUGGACAGAUUCGCGAAGAACGUUCAUUUGAGGAACAACGAGGUCGACCAGGAUCUCGACAUCGACUUGUCCGUCAAGCUGUUCGGCGUCGAGUACGCUUACCUGAGCUACCAAGGCGAGGGUAGCAAGUUGAGCCCCGAAGCCGUGAUCGACAAACUGUUCGACAAUCUGGAAAAAGGAUUCGACGUUACCAAGAACUUGAAAUCCGACCUCGAGAAUUACCUUCAAUUCCUUGACAACGAACUGAUGUACCCGACCAAUUUGGGGGCCGCUUUGAGUCUCGGCCUCACCGGGACCAGCGCGCUUCGCCUGAAAAUCCAAGGGAAAUUCGAUUUGAAGUCGGCACUCAAGGAUCCGAAGAACACCAACUUCCGCCUCGCCAUUGAGCCGAGCGUUUCCAUCAGGCUCGCAGGAAGCAUGAGCGUACAGGCACCGGGUGCCGAGUUCGGAAUGAAGGUAAUCGGUACCCUUCACACCAGCACCAGCACGGACGUAUCCGUGUCUCUAUUGGACGGAACUGGUAUCGACGUGAACAUCGGUAUCCCAAAGAAGAAGCAGGAAGUGCUCAGCGUGAGCAGCGAAGUGUUGCUCUCGACACCGAAGGGGGACGUGGCACCGAAAUUCGGGAAGAGCAAGGAAUACGCCGACUGUUUCGAACAAUUGUCCUCGUAUCUCGGGUUGACCGUUUGCGGCAAGAUCUCGUAUCCUUACGACGACUCGAGCGAUCAGAGACCUUUGUUCCCCCUCAACGGGCCGGCCAAAUUCGCCGUCAAGGUGGAGAACAACGACGUGAACAAGUAUCACUUCAAAAUCUUCGCCAAUAACAAUGCGGAGGCGAGCAAGCGUUCCUUCGAAGUUCUUUUGGACACGCCGAACAGUAAGACGAACAGGCGGAUGGCCGUUCUUUUGGAAUCCAGCAUGCAACAUCCAAAUAUGUACGUGAAGGGAUCCCUGGACACGCCGUUCAAGAAAGCUUCCGCGGAAGCUGUGCUGAAAGACACCGCUCAAGAACGUACAUUGACCGUCACUAUUAACCACGAUCAGAUGGAGUAUUACGGCCGUAUUGGUGUAUUGGCUAGCGGGAGCAAGUACAAACCCAUCAUGGAGUACAGAGUGCCCGAGCACAUUGAAAAAUUGGCCAGUUCGAAAGCUGGACUUCCCCCGGGGCAACAGUACUAUCUGGACGGUAGCGUGGACGUUAUCGACAAUCAAGAUGGAAAGAAGUUCACCCUCGAAAAAGUGGCGGUUGUGCUGAAUGGUCAAAAGUUGGUCGUGAUCGACGGCCCCAUAAUGUGGACCGGCAACAGCGUUAACGUGGACACGAAUAUCGGUUACGGGGACAAAAAUCUUGCCUUCAAACUGGAUGGUCAAUCCUCGAAAGGUGAUCACAGGCUGACAGUAUCCGCCAUGCCGUCCAGCGAUCCCAACAUCGGUUUCAACCUGAACUGGCAAUUGAAGAAGGCCGACAACAACUUGGAGAACAAAUUCUUUUUCGUCCACGGGCCUGAUCUAAACUCUCAGACGAAUCGUCUCUCCCUGACGCAGAAAGCGGUUUACAAGCUGAACAACAAGGAACUGUUCCUAUCCGUAUCCAACGAGCUCACCUAUCCUGUCGUAAAUUUGAAAUUAAAAUACGAGGGAGAAUUGACCCAAAAAUCGGUCAGCAGCGAUCUCGAAUUGAACUACAAGAAGUUCAACUUCAACACGGAACUGUCUGCCAAGGUGGGGACGGAGAAGCCCGGCGAUUACGAGGUCGAGUUCGAGGCUGAAUUAAUGGAGAACGGGAUCGAGUUGAAGGCCAAGCGGAAGGUUUUGGACGGGCAGAAGAGUCAAUUCUCCAAUUCCCUCGAGUUGAGGCCGGGCGGUAAGUAUACCGCCGACGCGCUUGUGCAUUACAGUAUAAGCAAGAGCAAUGUUAACUUGGAGCUGGACGGGGACGCGAAUCUAAAUGGGGCAAAGGUGAAAAUUAACACGGCCCUGGAAUCGAAUCCUCAAUCUCUCAACGCUCUCCUUAACGCCAAAGUGAACGACGUGAGCUACAUCGAAUUCGAUCUGAAGAACAAACGUUCCCCUAACCCGAGCGGCGCUUUGAUCCUCAACUUGAAGAAUUAUCUGGCGGCCAACGGCCAAUACUCUUACCAAAACGGUAAGGGGAACGCGAAACUGGACAUCGACGUCCCGAAGAUCGAUCGAAAGAUCCAAGCUACCGGCGCUGUGACGGUCAGCGGAUCCAAACACGUGGGCGAGCUCGUGCUUCUCUACGACGCUAGCAAAGAUCCCAAUAAACGGGUGAAACUGUCCACCACGUCCGACAUCACCAAAACGUCCGUGGAUACGAAGAAUAUAUUGGAGAUCGUGGACAAGAAAUUGGAAUUGAACGGGAAGGGUAGUAUGCAAGGCACGUUGAACAAUGGCCAGCUCGAGGUAGAGGUGGACGUCACUCUGCCGAACGGACGUCACCUCGUGUACAAAGGGAAACGUAAUUCCGUGAAGAAGGAUACCAAGUACGAUAUACAGGUGGCCAGUAAAUUGACGGACUACGAGCAGAAGGGAGGGCCGUCCAGAUCGUUGUCGUACAAUGGGAACGUGCAGGAUCUUGACGUGAACACGAUCACGUUCCAGGGUAACGGUCAGUUGAAGUUCGUGAACACGAACGGCAACGAUGUGCAGAUCGCGGUUACUGGAAAGAACUUGAAUCUGCCCGAAAACAAGAAGCAGAGGGAGAUGAACAUCGAGUUGGGAGGAUCUAGCAUUCCUAAGAAACUGCAAUUCCAAUAUCGCUGCAACCAAGGCGACAACGAGGGAUCGCACAACGUCAAAUCAUCUUUCGGAGAUGAUGCCUCGUUGACGAGCAAUGUGAACGUGAAAAAAGGAAACAAUGUCGACAAACCUUACAAAAUAGACGGUGUUUGGGACAUGAAAUUGCCGAGCGAGAAUUUGAAGAAUUUGAAACUCGAACUCGUUUCGAGUUUGUUGGACUCCGACGAGAAGGAUCUCUUUAAAUCUUCGGGAACGGUAAAGCUGACGUACAAUACCGAUCGAAAGAUCGAACUGAGCAAGGAGUUGGAAUUGACAGGAAUGAAUAAAAAUUUGGAAGUUCCUAGCGAGGGUAAAGGGAAGCUCAAUCUGAAUAUUCUUGAUUUCUCGCCUGUCCAAUUGUCGGGCAGUUACAAGUACGAUCCCACCCCUGAGAAAAAAUCGGCUACGCUCGUUCUGGAUGGGCAAUAUGGUAGCAAAACACUCUCGCUCAGAUCUGACAACGAAUACCUUCCCUCUGUAGCUACCGUCAAUCUCAAGGCUAAAGGCAAUUUGAAAUUCGAGAAAUUGGACAACGUUGAUUUGCAACUUGUUUACAAGAGAUUUAAAGACGAGAACAAGUUGACAAUCGACAGCAAAAUCGAUGUCGACGGUACCAAACACUCCCUGGCUAGUGAAAUCCAAUACUUGGAAUCCAACAAUCUGUUCCAUGUGACGACUAUAUGCCCAACAGGGAACACUGAAAUCCUUUCCAAAUUCCAAAAACUCAACGACAAAGAAUACAAAGGUGAAUGGAAAGUGGACACACCUAAAGGAUUUGCAAAGGCUGACGCUCACGUGAAUCUCGAAAGUGUCGAUAAUUUCGUGAUCAAAGCGAACUUUGACAGCGAUAAGGUCAAACACCGUAAUAUCCAUGCUGAAAUAGCCAACCAACCAACAGCUAAGAAUGGAAAGAGCAUCUCCAUCACUGUCACCAGCGAUGGCAAGAAUAUUGUAACUGGAAGCACAAGCUACAAGCAUCGCGAUGAGGAUGGAAAGAUCGUGAUGGAAGGUAAUGGAAAUCUGAAAGUUGGCGACGAUACAAAAAGCUCAUCCUUCAAAUACACCCGUCAACGAUUAACUCAAGAAAAAGACGGUGAGGCGGGUGUUGCGAUAGUUUUGAACGCCAACCUCGGCCCAUCCGCCAUAGUGGGUGAACUAAAACUCUCUAACAAGGAGUUACAUCUCUUCAACAGCUACUGCGAGCAGAACAAGGAUUGCGCUCAGUUCAAGCUUCAAUCGAUCCUCAACGUCGAAAAGAAAACUCUAUUGAAACAUCAGGUGACGGUGGAAGUCGAUCUGAAAAAGUUCAACGUACCCGUCGAAUUUGGUCUGAAGACGAAUACAGAGUUCAGAAACCCGAUAUUCGAUCACACGACCAACCUCUACCUACAUUCCUCAAAAGACAAGACUGAAUACACUUAUCAAGCUUAUAUUCAUCCCAAAGAAGCAGCUACCAUCUUGACUUUGCCCUCACGCCAAGUGGCUCUCAUUCUGAUCUACGAUCUGCUCAAGACCAAACAAACCACGGCCUACAAAUUGGACAUGUCCCUUUAUCUGGACAAGAAGAACAAACCAUCCGAAAAGACCAGUCUGUCUGCCAUUGGAGACAUAAACGUCGAUAAGAACAGCUUAUCCCUUAGUGGAGAAACGAAAUUCAUGUAUCCAACUCAGCACAAGGACAUAUUGAUGAAAGGAUAUCUUCACUACGGAGGUGACAAGCUGUUGGAUGCCAAUUUGGACAUCGACGUGUUCGCCAAAAGAUCUCAGAAAAUCUCUAUCGUGGCAAACGUGCAGCGGCAACAAAUCCCUGACGGGCAGAACGUGACCAGUUUGGUGGAAGUAAACAGCCGUGGUCAACAAUUGAAACUCGACUUGAAAUCUCAUUUGGCAAUAUCGAAAAAGCAAAUAGGAUUCGGAAGUUUCUUCACCUACAACAACGUUAAACAGAAACCAAAGACGCUGGGCGCCCUCUACUCUGCAGAUUUGAAUCACGUCUCCUUAUUGAUCACUUUACCCGACAAACAACUGAUCAAGGAUGACUGGAAGUUCGAUAUCACAAAAGACACUCAAAAAGUAAAUAGGGAAUUGUCUCUUUUGGACAGCACACCUCAGAUUUUGAAUUUCGAAGCGAAUGACUUCAAUCGAUUCAAACUUGAAACUUAUCUUAAAAACAAUCCUAAAAACAAAGCGGUGCUCAAUGGUCAAGUGGUCCUUGGUCAAUUGGCGGAGAUCCACGCGGAUUGGUUCAAAGAUGGGGCGAAGAAGAAUCUUUUCCACGCUUUGGUCAAUUUGGACGAGAAACAAUUCCUAAAACCCGACUUUGAUUAUAAUAGGGACAAUAUAGCUGAAUUUGGAAAAGUUAUCAAGAACAGAAAUCUCGACUUUAUUAAGGGAGUGAAAGACGUUUACGGAUACGUAUUGGACGAAGCGUCAGCGGAAGGUACAGAUUUUAUGGAACAUCUGGUAAAGGCAAAACCGAGCUUCCAAUCGCUUAUAGAAUAUUACGAAAAAGAGUUGAACAAGUUGAAGGAAGAGAUGAAUGCUGAUGAAACUAUCCAAGAAAUUCAGGCUACCUUGCGCAAGUAUUUCGGCACCCUCUUCGAAAUCCUCACGGAAUUGAAACAAAUCGCCCAUGGUUUGGAGAAGUUGAAGGAAACGCUGAACAGCCUAAUAAACAACGUGAAGCAAGCCGUCAACUUGAUGUACCCUAAAUUAAAGGAAUCGUACGAUAAAAUAUUCCACCAAGCGUUGGAAAUCCUCGAUGCCAUGAUGAAACUCGCCAACACGUAUCUUCAAGCGGUUCUCAAUUUGAUAAACGACCACCAAAAGGAAAUAAAGGACGUGUUGAACUUUCUUUCCGGAAUGAGCCAAGACAUCGCCAAGAUCGUAUUCAAGGGAUUGGAACAGAUCAAGCACAACCUCCACGAGUUCUGCUCUCUGCUUAUUAACCAAUUGAAAGCUUUGCCGAUUUACGAAACCAUAAAGGAGAGGUUGGAAGAGCUGAAGAACUUCCAAAUACCGGAAAAUAUUUUAAACUCGCUCGAAGAAUUGUGCAAACUUGGAAAGAAUAUACUGCCCACCGAAGAAUUAAGACAAUUUGUCGAUAUCACUUACCAAUAUGUUAUCAAACACUUAAAACGAGAGAAGAUCGACGAUAUGAGCGAGUUGAAGAAGAUCUACUCGAGUUUGGUGGCCGCGGUUCAAUCAAUCGUGGCUCUGGCGCAGAAACAAUCAUCGUUCGAGAACGUUUGGGGAUUAAUUUCGAUUCAGACCCCGGAUCUCGGCCUUUUGUCCAAGUUGCCGACCGUCUCAGCCUUAAAGCUCUCCGUUUGGAACCUCUUGCGUAACAGAGAGUUACCAACGCUUGGGGAUCUGUAUUACACUUACAGACCGACGCCAUUGUUCAGAAAGUCGGGUGUCGUUACUGACGGAGGACAUUUCUUCACGUUCGAUGGACGUCACCUAACUAUGGCUGGAUCCUGCACCUAUAUCCUUGCACAAGAUAUGCAGGAUGGCAAUUUCUCUGUCGUGGCUAACUUUAAUAAUGGUAUCCUUAUCAGUGUCACGCUCACCGAGCCUAAGGAAAGCAUCGCGAUCAAGAACAACGGAAAUAUUCUAGUGAACAACAAACCGGCCGAUUACCCGGCGCACACGAAGAAUUUGCACGCUUAUCUGUUCCCACCAUACGGCAAUAUCAAAUCCGAUUACGGUGUUCGCGUUACAUGCACGAACAAGGCACCUAUGAUUUGUGCUGUCCACGUUUCCGGCUUCUACCAUGGCAAACUGCGUGGAAUCCUGGGCGACGCGAAUAACGAGCCGUAUGACGACUAUACUUUGCCCUCUGGAAAGAUCACCGAAAGUGGAACAGAAUUUGGAAACGCGUACAAAUUGAAGAGUGAAUGUUCAGACGCGACAGCGGUCGAGCAGCACAAUGAACGUACCCCAGUUUGUACCGAUUACUUCACUGGCGAAAAUUCACCAUUGAAAUCUUGCUUCAAUAUCGUCAAACCGUCUCUAUAUCGCGAUGCCUGCGAUCAUGCAAUUGCCGCUGGCACACCGGCUGGAGCUUGCAUAAUAGCCAUGGCUUAUCAUUAUGCUUGCUAUGCGCAAGGAGUCAUGUCUACCUAUAUACCAUCGUCUUGCACAAAUUGCAAAGUGGGCGGAAACAAAAUCGACAUGGGCGACUCGUUCAGCGUAAAGGUACCGAAGAAAGAGGCUGAUGUUAUUUUUGUAAUCGAACAACAGAUACCGAACGAUAAAGUGUACAAGGAAAUGAUUACGCCUUUAAUGUCUGAACUUAGGGAGGAAUUGAAACAACAAGGAGUAACAGACGUGCACAUUGGAUUAAUCGGGUACAGCGAGAUGAUGAAAUGGCCACAACAUUUUACAUUAAAUGGCGACACCAACAUCGAUGGUGAAGUAAAAAAUAUGAAGUUUGAGGAAGGAAAACCAAUAAUUUCUUAUCAGGAAGCGAAAGAUGGCAACACGGAAAAAAAAAUUGAUUAUCUACACCAGAGAAUGGAUGUCGAAUUAGGUACUUUCAAAUUGACCGAUGCUUACGAGGCAGCUAUUCGAUAUCCAUUCAGACCUGGUGCGGCGAGAGCUGUGGUUGGAGUGAUCGCGAACCCCUGCGAGAAGAGUCCAUUCCCUAUUUCGUUGCAGCAACUUAGACUUAUACUCGGUCUUAAAAUAUAUCGUGAUUUGGGACUCACCUAUUACCACGUGUCGUAUCCGAAAGAGCUUCUCGUCUCGGGCAAGCCUCAGAAAAAUAUCGUCGCUUACGACCAAGACAACGUGUACACGUUCGCUGACAGUAAGAAGAAGCCACUCACCGGAAGCACCGACAUGAAGAGCAAUCUCGUACCGGCGAUCAAGGACGUCUGCGCUGACUUCGCGGUUUUCUCUGGCGGUGCCGCGUUCAGCUCUAACAAUUUCUUGGACGCCAAGUCGAAUCAGAAGAAGCAAUUCGUUCAAGUGGCAGCAAAGAGGAUCGCAGAUAGCCUCGUCAACGUAGAAUUUGAGAAAGAUUGCUCGUGCUUGUACGAAUACGGUAUGAUAGGACGCUCUAAGUGUAAGAUCGUAGGUCGAAAGGAAGCUCCGAGAUCCGCGAAAGGAGGAGCGAAGGGUUAAAGCGAGAUCGUCGCGCAUCUCAUAAUUACUAAUUAAUUUAGGUGUAUUGUGUUUGUUACUUUGUUAUACUACGGCAGACGUAUUUUCGAUAUUUGUAAGCAAAUUAAGAUCAUCAGACCUCCCAGCGACAGGGAGGGCCACAAUUGAAUAAUCACAAUCGAGGACUGAAAAACUUCAUUUUCGUUCCGUUAAAAUUUGUUUCGAUAAUUUUUUUUUUUUUUUGUAAAUAAUCUUUUAUAUUUUUUUCGCAACAACGUUGAUACGAAAAAUACGAAUUAUUCCACAAUGUGGCCCAACUGUAUAUCGAUCACGACUUAGAAUAAGUUCUUACCCUGAGUAAACACAGGUAUUAAUAAUGUUAAAUGUGUGCGACAAAUAAAAUAAAAUGAAUAUAUUAUAAUUUGUACGAAUGUUAAAAACGCGAUGUAUCCGCGUCCACGUAAUACGGGACAUCGAUUCGAUUUACGGUACGAUUUGUACGGCUUACUUUUAUUAAAUUAAGAUACCGAUGCUGUACGAGACUCGGGGGGUUAAUCUGAAUUCAAUACCGACCACCGUACCGUUUAUCAUCGAUACGAAACGAUUUUACGCGUUAGAUGAUAUCGUGGCUUGUGAAGAAAUAUACAUACAUUGUUCUUAAAUUUA
Messenger RNA from Apis laboriosa (Himalayan honeybee), 10825 nucleotides. It is a transcript of the gene apolpp, whose product is annotated as apolipophorins. The coding region runs from base 86 to 10180 and encodes 3364 amino acids. NCBI's taxonomy places the organism in Eukaryota, Metazoa, Arthropoda, Insecta, Hymenoptera, Apidae. Gene Ontology annotation, molecular function: lipid carrier activity. The transcript has 26 exons. The record is from RefSeq and is a predicted model, not a curated record. Gene Ontology annotation, biological process: lipid transport.